AAACGUAAAAAGGAUUAAAAUUGUCCGUAAGCGCAAAUGGGAAUGUUUUUGCCAUUGGAAUCGAGGGAAUCAAGAUCGCUGGUGGAAAGUGGAUUGAUCUAAUGAGACUGGUUUCGGGAUCCAAGGUUUUUAUGCUUCGCUUUAUUUAUUUUUUCACCCGCCAAAUUCAUGUUGCUGAUUGAUGUCUCUCUGUUUUGGGGUGGUGGAUCUAACAUCCUGUGCUGUUCUUCCUUUGAUUUUGGACACUUCUGAUGUGGGUUUUUGUUGGGGGUGGUUGGAACUCCAAAAAUAUCAAAUGACAAACUGAUUUUAAGUUUUUGAAAAAUAGAUUGAGCAAGGUAGUAGAAGACAAACUGAUUCCAAUCUAUGUUAGUAGAACCAAGUUGCUGUUGUUCUGUGUUUCUAUAUGUAUACGUGUAGUGUGCUAUAUAUUUAGUGGAGGUACUGGGAAUAGGCAAAGAUGUGAAUGGAGCUUAUAGAAUUCACAUUAUGGUUUCCCUCCGCGCUCCCCGCCGCCCCGGAGCAAAACAAUGUGUUAGAUUAUUUGGCAUGUUCUUGAACCAGUGUGAAACCGUAUGAACCUAUUAGCAUUAACUACCAAGUUAUGAUUCUAUGAGGUACAAUAGUUAUAUUUUUUUGCAUAGAAAUUCUUUAUUGAUUUCAACUGUACCUUAAUAACCUUUUUCUAGUACGAACUGUUCUUCUCUGCCACUCUUACAGUAGCCGCAUGGGCAAGGGUAGCUGGAUUCCUUUCCAAAUUUUGCAGCUUUCCUAGUGUAUCUUUGAAUAACAACAAUCUUGAUCAUAUCCCCUCUGGAGGAACUUGAAGAACCAUUAAUACGUCUAUUUUAAGUAACUUCUACAUUUGGUUUAAGCAAAAUUUCUUGAGCUUUGUGCAACUUACCUUUAUUAAUGUUUCUUGUCCUGUCGCUCUUCUAUUCACACUGGAACUUGAAUAGCAAUUUUUAGUGAAACACAAUUUUUUUUUCUUUUUGGGUAUAAUCAAUUUGAUUAUAAAUAUCAUGAAAUCUUACCAUUGUGCAUUGUUCUCUUCUUAACUCUAGUGUGUUUUAUUCAUAGAAUUUUCUUUACGCAUAAUGAUAUCCGCAUGAUAAUUCAAUGAAACGGAGUAUUGUUAUUGAUAAUUGGAUUAUAUGUUAUUUUAAACAGUUUUGGGGUUCUUGAAUUGAUUAACUAAAAGGAUUUUACCUUUUUCUUUUAGCAUUACAUAUGUAAAAUAGAUAGGCUUUUCUUCAGUUUUAAGAUUGUUAUGGUCCAGGCUUUGCAUUGACCAAAUCAUCAAAUGAAUUGUGUUUUGAGAAAGUUGUGCUCUUGAAUAUUGGUUCUUAAAAAUGUUUUCCAAGUUAUUCUUUUGCCUGUUAGCUCCUUUGUAUUAGCUGUGGGAGUGGAAUUUUUUGGCAUUCUGGUAGUCUCUUUUGGGAGUAAAAUGAUGUAUUUUAGAAGAUGCAAGAGCUGCCUCUAAGCACUAAGAUUUUGAGUGCAUGCUUUGACAUUUCCUACUAAUACAUGAAUGACCAUGAAUCUUGCACUGCUGCACUGUGUUAGGUACUGAGAUUUGUGAACCAGAUUUAUACAACAUUCGGUUCUUACUUCUGAGCUUGAUUACUUUGUGUUGAUUGUUGAUUGCGGUCUGUGGAGCAAUGGCAUCUAGAGCUUCUAAUGUCGAUCUCUUUGAUGCUUAUUUUCGGCAUGCUGAUUUGGACCACGACGGCCGCAUCAGUGGCACCGAAGCUGUCUCCUUCUUCCAAGGCUCUGGUUUGCCCAAGCAGGUCCUCGCUCAGAUUUGGGCUUUUGCAAACCAAAGCCAGAGUGGAUUCCUUGGUCGGGCAGAGUUUUACAAUGCCCUUAAGCUUGUCACUGUAGCACAAAGUAAGCGGGAGCUUACUCCUGAAAUAGUAAAAGCAGCAUUAUAUGGUCCAGCUACAUCUAAAAUACCUGCACCUCAAAUCAAUUUUAGUGCCAUAGUUGCACCCGAACUGAAUUCUUCUGCACCUACGCCUACACCUAUGCCCACCACCACAGCUACACCUGCAUCUGCACCUGCAUCUACAUCUGCACCUGCAUCUACAUCUGCAUCUGCAUCACAGAGUAAUAUUAAUUCUAUGCCCCAUCAAAAUGUUGGACUAAGAGGGCCACUCCCAAGUUUAAGUGGAAACCAGCAAAAUCUUCCUUACCCGGGAAGCCCAUUAGUGAAGCCAACACAAAAUAUCCCUGAUAGUGCUUCUAAUCUAGCACCUGGUAUUACCAAUCAGGGAAUCCGUGGAGUGAUGGCUGGUGGAGGACCUCAUGCUGAAACUCAUGGCAUACAAAGUGAUGGGUCCACUCCCCAGAUGGUUGGUGUUCCAGCGGUAACAUCCUCUCUAAUAGCACCUAGAGGACGUAGUCCCACAUCUACUCAAGAGGUGUCUGGGCUUGCAACAUCUGGAUCAAAUGUUAGACUGGCAGUGGGACAAUAUCCUGCCUCUGACACUAAGUCAUCUGAUCAAGCGGCUAAGGAUUCUAAGUCAGCGGAUACUUCUGGGAAUGGUGUUGCUUCUUAUAUAGCCUUUGGAGGGGAUAUGUUCUCUGCAAGCUCGUUUCAGCCCAAGAAAGAUUCUUCUACACUAGGAUUUUCUUCUGGAGGGAACCUGCAGUCUAUUAGGACUAGCUUGACUGAAUCUUUGCAGAGCCCAAUUGCAUCCCAGCCUGUUGGUGCACAGCUUCCACAGGUCCAACCAGUGGGGAAACAGAAUCAGCAUGCCUUGGUCCAAACACAUAAUAUGCCAAAUCCACCUGGACAUCCAGUGAGGUUGCAGGAUUCUGCUUCUAGUCAGCCUCAAUCUCCAUGGCCAAGGAUGACUUCAACUGAUAUUCAGAAGUAUACAAAAGUAUUUGUUGCAGUAGAUACAGAUAGGGAUGGGAAAAUCACUGGGGAACAAGCCCGGAACUUGUUCCUUAGCUGGAGAUUACCACGGGAGGUUUUAAAGCAGGUUUGGGACUUAUCUGAUCAAGAUAAUGAUAGCAUGCUUUCUCUCAGGGAGUUUUGUAUUGCACUGUACCUAAUGGAACGACACAGGGAAGGACGUGCUCUUCCAGGAGUACUUCCAAGUAACAUUCUCCUUGCUUUACCACCUUCUGGCCUACCUGCUACUCAGUACAGUUCUGUAACUUGGGGAAAUCCAUCAGGCUUUCAACAAGAGGAAGGGAUGAGUGACCCUGGUGCUCAACGAGUGAACCCAACUACAGGCCGGCCACCAAGGCCAGCUUCUGUUUUUCCGUCUGAUGAAGGACUUCAAAAACAGCAAAAGUCCCAAGUUCCAGUGUUGGAGAAGCACGUCAUUAAUCAGUUGAGUUCAGAUGAGCAAAAUUCAAUUAAUUCAAAGUUUCAAGAAGCAUCAGAAGCUGAUAAGAAGGUGGAAGCACUUGAGAAAGAAAUUGUGGAGUCCAGAGAGAAAAUAGAAUUCUGCCAUGCAAAAAUGCAGGAACUUGUUCUGUACAAGAGCAGAUGUGACAAUCGUCUUAAUGAGAUCAUAGAAAGGACAUCAGCUGACAAGCGUGAGGUUGAGAUCCUCGCAAAAAAGUACGAAGAUAAAUAUAAGCAAGUUGGAGAUGUAUCAUCCAAGUUAACUACUGAGGAAGCCACAUUUCGUGACAUACAGGAGAAAAAAAUUGAAGUGUAUCAAGCAAUUGCCAAGAUGGAACAAGAUGGAAAUGCUCAUGCUGAUUGUAUCCAAUCAGACCUUGAUGAAAUGGUAAAAUCUCUAAACAACCGGUGUAAGAAGUAUGGAUUACGUGCAAAGCCAACAACACUUGUGGAACUACCCUUUGGCUGGCAGCCUGGUAUCCAAGAAGGAGCUGCUGACUGGGAUGAAGAUUGGGAUAAGCUUGAAGAUAAAGAAUUCGCCUUUGUCAAAGAACUCACACUUGAUGUGCAAAACAUCAUCGCACCUCUGAAACAAAAAUUGCCAUUGGCUUUGAAACAGAAAGAUUCAGAAAUUGAUAGUUCCAGAAUUGCAGCUUCACCUAAGAGUGAUAAAAAGUCUGAAAAUCCCCAGAACACAGAUGAGCAAGAAGUUGGCAAUAUUCAUAAUAAAAGUGAAGAUGGGUCUGCAAAAAGUGCUCCUAACAGUCCAUUUUCUAGGAGUUCUAUUGGAAGCCCCCAGAGAGACUUUGCUGACUCUGGCAUGGGGAUGAUUGCUGCUGGCGAAGAUCGCUCACCCCGUGAUCAAGAUAUCAUACAAGGAACCCAAAGUGAUCAUAGUGGAGUCAAGUCUGUCUUUUCUGGUGAGAAAAUUUUCGACGAACCAAAUUGGGGAACCUUUGACGCUAAUGAUGAUAUUGACUCAGUUUGGGGAUUCAAUGCCAGUAGCACCACAAACGAGGAGAGAGAUCUUAAGGGAGCUGGAGAUGACUAUUUCUUUGGUUCUGGGGAUCUGGGCCUUGGCUCGAUUAAAACAGGUUCACCACAGGGUGGUGAUCCCUUCCUGAAGAGUGGCGGAUUCAGUUUUGAUGAUUCUGUUCCAAACACACCACUUUUCAGCUCCAGCAGCUCUCCACAAAGGCCCAAAGAGUGGUUGGACAGUUCUUUUGACAACUUCUCUAGAUUUGAUUCUUUCCGUUCAGAGGAUAGUGGCACUUUAUCUACUCGGGAGACACCAGCGCGGUUUGAUUCAGUCCGCAGAGAUAUGGACUUUGAUCAUCUUCAAGGCUUUCCGGCAUUUGAAGACUCAGAUCCCUUUGGCUCUGGGCCAUUUAGGACUUCAUCAGAAAACGAAGCUCACAGAAGAGGUUCUGAUAAGUGGAGUGCUUUUUAGUUUUCUGGUUCUUUCCUAUUUGCGGUGUUGCCUCUGAUGGAAUGGGUUGUCUGUCACAUUGUUGGGAACCUGGCAUUUGUAUUCAUUGUAUUAAUCCUGUGUAUUCCUUGUUAUUCUGAACCUGUUUAUAAUUUUGCCAUGUUGGUUCGUAAUUUUUCCGUAGGGUACCUUUGUCCACUUGAAGAGGAUUGUGGUCCCGAUGACUAUCGGAUUGUUGUCUGCUGAGGGAAGUUUCAUUGUGAUUCUUUGUUUUC
Messenger RNA from Arachis duranensis, 5068 nucleotides. RefSeq lists its product as uncharacterized. Gene Ontology annotation, cellular component: plasma membrane; nucleus; cytoplasm. Gene Ontology annotation, molecular function: protein binding; calcium ion binding. The record is from RefSeq and is a predicted model, not a curated record. Bases 1662 to 4814 code for a protein of 1050 amino acids. The transcript is spliced from 14 exons. Lineage: Eukaryota; Viridiplantae; Streptophyta; Magnoliopsida; Fabales; Fabaceae. Gene Ontology annotation, biological process: endosomal transport; endocytosis.